ACACAGCGCAACAUUUUGCCAAGAUCCAAGAGAUUUCUCUGUGUUUUCACGCACAAGGAUCGUGCCCCGGCCAGCCCCAGCUGGUAGCGUUGCUUCUCGAUCUUGCGAUUGUUAGCUAGCUUGCAAGGUCAAGGACGGGCCGGCGAUGGUGAACCUGGUGGAGGCGCAGAAACCGCUGCUGCACUUCCUGGUCAGGAGGGCCGGGCUGCGGCAGCACGCCGUCGACGUCGAUGGCGCCGGCACGGUGAUGACCUUCUGGGUGCCCAAGGACAAGGUUCCCAAGGAGAAGGGCACCGUGCAGGACAUCACGGGCUCCGGUCCAGCUACGGCCGAGGCCGCCGCCAGCAAGGUACCGGCCGCUCCGGCGGCGGCGAAGGAGGGCAGCAGCAGCAGCAGGCCCGCCGUGGUGCUCGUGCAUGGCUUCGCCGCCGAGGGCAUCGUAACCUGGCAGUUCCAGGUCGGCGUGCUGGCGAAGCAGUACGACGUGUACGUGCCGGACCUGCUCUUCUUCGGGGGCUCGACGACGCCGUCGACGGACCGGUCCCCGGGGUUCCAGGCGGAGUGCCUGGCGGCCGCGCUGCGGAAGCUGGGCGUGGGGGCGUGCACGGUGGUGGGGUUCAGCUACGGCGGGAUGGUGUCGUUCAAGAUGGCGGAGGCGCACCCGGACCUGGUCCGGUCGCUGGUGGUGUCGGGGUCCGUGGUGGCCAUGACCGACUCCCUCAGCGAGGCGACGCUGGAGGGGAUCGGCGUGAAGUCGUCGGCCGAGCUGCUGCUGCCGGAGUCCGUCAAGGGGCUCAAGGCGCUGCUCUCCGUCGCUACCUACCGGAAGCUCUGGUUCCCCGACCGCCUCCACAGGGACUACCUCGAGGUGAUGUUCACCAACCGCAAGGAGAGAGGCGAGCUGCUGGAAGGUUUGGUGGUCAGCAACAAAGACGCCACCGUGCCCGUCCUGCCCCAGAAAAUACUCCUGUUGUGGGGAGAGAACGACAACAUCUUCAACAUCGAGCUCGCCAAGACAAUGAAAGAGCAGCUCGGCGAGAAGACGACGCUGCAGAGCAUAAGCAAGGCCGGCCACCUGGUGCACCUGGAGAGGCCCUGCGUCUACAACCGGCUCCUCAAGGAGUUCCUGGCGUGCGUCACGGCUACCGAAACCACCAACAAGGAGUGACAAGGGCAGCUGGAAGGAGUUGGCCGCCUACAUUUGCCACGAGUUCUGUCUGUUUCGAAAUAACGAGAGAGAACGGACGACACUUCCACCACCCAAUAUGUCUAUUGUAUUGUUGUUGUUUGAGAAAGAUUUUCUGCCACGUGCCUAAAGUGCAAGAAUCAACGUUUAACCCAUAUAAAUAUGUACUAAUAGUUUUAAAAGCAGGUAUUCAAUGAGCUAUAUAUUAUUAUUUACAAA
Zea mays is the source of this 1405-nucleotide messenger RNA. RefSeq lists its product as uncharacterized. Gene Ontology annotation, molecular function: catalytic activity. NCBI's taxonomy places the organism in Eukaryota, Viridiplantae, Streptophyta, Magnoliopsida, Poales, Poaceae. The record is from RefSeq and is marked validated.